AUACAACAAAACAAAGCACCACAUUUUACAGAAUCUCAGCCGGCUGUUCGAAAAUAAGUCGAUAUAACUGUGACUCAGUCCUAGAACUCCCCGUCGAGCUCUUACUUACUUUUGUUCAUAGUUAAACGCAGCGGAAUCCAUUCAAAAAUGACAGAUCCACGCGUCCGCCAGCUGGCGAUUAAGUCCGGAGUGGUCAGGCGGUUGACCAAGGAGAAGUUCUGCUACGCCAAGGAGGUGCUGACCGAGCAGACCAGGUUGGAGAAGUUCAGGGGCGAGGGAGCCGACGACCAUGUCCUGCGCAAGCAGGAGGAGGUCAUCCAGGAGUGCGUCAUGAUGGUGCCCGACUCAAAGAGGAGGCUGCAAAAGGAGCUCGAGACUUUGGAGAAGUACCUCGCCGAUGAGCAGGAUCUCAAGGAGACGGAGGAGUACACAAAGGCGGCCGAGAUCGUCAAGGCGGCCAAAGCUGAGCUGGAAAUCUAGGAUCGGCACAUUCCCUAUUCAGCAUUUACCCUUUAAUAUCAGCAUUAUUGCAAAUUCCUGAUGGCCCAAGACCAUCAUCAUCAAGUUCUGAGCUGCAGAGCGGCCCAAAAGCUACGUAUUAAGCAACUUAAUACCCUUUAAUCUUGUUUAAUCUUUAACAAAAUAAAUUAUAUCUUUCCUAUUAGAGCAAUCA
Drosophila subpulchrella is the source of this 673-nucleotide messenger RNA. It is a transcript of the gene Tbca, whose product is annotated as tubulin-specific chaperone A. Bases 148 to 480 code for a protein of 110 amino acids. The transcript has 2 exons. The record is from RefSeq and is a predicted model, not a curated record. Gene Ontology annotation, molecular function: beta-tubulin binding. Gene Ontology annotation, biological process: post-chaperonin tubulin folding pathway; tubulin complex assembly. NCBI's taxonomy places the organism in Eukaryota, Metazoa, Arthropoda, Insecta, Diptera, Drosophilidae. Gene Ontology annotation, cellular component: cytosol; microtubule cytoskeleton.